Molecule: messenger RNA, 1416 nt
Organism: Sorex araneus (European shrew)
Lineage: Eukaryota; Metazoa; Chordata; Mammalia; Eulipotyphla; Soricidae
Gene: TMEM222
Product: transmembrane protein 222
Exons: 6
Coding region: 42-656 (204 amino acids)
Source: RefSeq, a predicted model, not a curated record
GACGUCGCAGGAGCGAGCGCCCGGAGCGCGGUGCGCGCAGUAUGGCGGGAGCGGAAGGAAGUUCGAAGCUCCUGUUGCCGCCGCUGACACCCCCGCCCGGGAUGGCGGAAGUGGAGGCGCCGACGGCAAUUCACAAGGACCAGACGCAGUGUGCCGCCGUCAUGGACGUGGAGCGGAGCCGCUUCCCCUACUGCGUGGUCUGGACGCCCAUCCCGGUGCUCACGUGGUUUUUCCCCAUCAUUGGCCACAUGGGCAUCUGCACUUCCACAGGCAUCAUCAGGGACUUCGCUGGCCCCUACUUUGUCUCGGAAGACAACAUGGCCUUUGGGAAACCAGCCAAGUACUGGAAGCUGGACCCUGCACAGGUCUACGCCAGCGGGCCCAAUGCAUGGGACACGGCUGUGCACGACGCCUCUGAGGAGUACAAGCACCGCAUGCACAAUCUCUGCUGUGACAACUGUCAUUCCCAUGUGGCACUGGCCCUGAACCUGAUGCGCUACAACAACAGCACUAACUGGAACAUGGUCACGCUCUGCUUCUUCUGCCUGCUCUAUGGGAAGUACAUCAGCUUCGGAGCCUUCGUGAAGACCUGGUUGCCCUUCGUCCUCCUCCUGGGCAUCAUCCUGACCGUGAGCCUCGUCUUCAACCUACGGUGAUGGCAGUCUGGGACCGCAGCCCGCGGGGAGCCUGAGGAGGCAGAGGUCAUCUCUUUGCAUUCCAGAUUCUCUCCGCUCACCCAAAAGGCGGGACAGGCCUGCUAGUUUGACCCUGGGAUCUGGGUUAAUCUGAGUAAAGACUGAGGAGGAGCCUGGGGCUGAGGGGUGUUUGUUUACGUGUUUCCUGUUUACUCAAUACCCCUACCCUCCCCCCACCUUCUUGAGACACCCUCUCCGUUGUUCCUCUUUGAGCCACCCCUGUAGAUCUUGAACCAUUGCGUCCUGGGCCUCCACCCUCUGCCCAGUGCCUGGGGGGCGGGGGACACCAUGGCCAGCCCAGGACUUAGAGCCUGACUUUCCGGGGCGGGUGGAAGGAUACUCUCAGAAGAUUCGGGAACUCGGCUGCCCUGGGAGCUGACAGGGUCCAGCUUUGGAAGGUUUGCUAGUCUCUGCCUGGAGAUAGUUUGCACCCCAUCUUCUGGUGUCCUCCUGCACUUGGGCAAAUCUCCACCCAGUUUGGGACCGGCGCUCCCCACAGCCAGGCUGGUGAAGUGACGCUGACCGUGCCCAGACACACCUCUGUGACUGGAUCCGUCCUGGGUGCAGCGCGUGGUUUCUGCACCUCGUGGGCAGCUGUUCUUCCCACCUCCCACAGCCCCUUCUCUCCAAGUUGCAGAAGAGACCUGUGCCUCCCCACCCCCAUGCUCCACAGUCCCUCUGUGGGGACUCCCCGGCACGGCAAUAAAGAGUUUGCACUUGA